Olea europaea var. sylvestris is the source of this 750-nucleotide messenger RNA. RefSeq lists its product as uncharacterized. The transcript is spliced from 3 exons. Lineage: Eukaryota; Viridiplantae; Streptophyta; Magnoliopsida; Lamiales; Oleaceae. The record is from RefSeq and is a predicted model, not a curated record. Bases 1 to 750 code for a protein of 249 amino acids.
AUGGAAGUAAAGGGAAAUGUCUCGUGCAAACCAGAACAAUUUGAUAAGAGAUCUCCUACAAGCGGUUCAAGAUCUUGGCAGGCUGAAUCAGAACCAGCUCUACCUAUACCGCCAGCUUCUAUUACUCUCCCGACUCAUGCCUUGUGUGCGGAGUUUAUGUUUAUUGGCGAUGCAAGUUACUGGUGGGAUUUAAUGUCUCGGACUAGAACCCCGGAGCAGCAGUUGGCGUUAACAUGGGAACAAUUUAAAGAGGAAGUAAUCAACAAGUAUUUUUCUCAGUUUCUAAGAGAUUUCAAGGAAAACGGAUUCCUUCAACUCAAACAGGGUAAUAUGUCCCUAACUGAUUACGAACGAAAGUUCGAUCAACUCUCAAGAUAUGCUCCACACCAGGUUGACACAAAAAUUAAGAAGACUAGAAAGUUCGAGCAAGGGUUAAACCCAGACCUAAGCACGAUCCUUAUGUCACAUCUUUUCACAUCAUAUCGUGAGAUGUUGGAACGAGCUCACGCUAUUUGGUAUCAGAAGGCUAAUGCGGAGCAACACCAUCAAUUGUACAACCAACAAGAUAGAGGGCAUAUUGGAAAGAGGAAGUGGAAUGGUCAAGACAAAAGAAAUGGCAAAUGGCAAAAUAAGAAGGCUAACAUCGGAUAUAGUGCCAGCAAGGCCAUAGUAGCUACAAUUGUGCCUUGUCUGAAGUGUGGUAAGCCUCAUCGUGGUGAAUGCUUGUAUGGGAAGAAUGCCUGUUUUUAG